Messenger RNA from Schistosoma turkestanicum, 2803 nucleotides. NCBI's taxonomy places the organism in Eukaryota, Metazoa, Platyhelminthes, Trematoda, Strigeidida, Schistosomatidae. The record is from the annotation of a GenBank genome assembly.
GUAAUUUCAUACAAAAUGUUAAUCAAUGUAAUAAACAAGAGCAUCCUUUAAUUGAUUGGUCUGAAUGUGAUCAGCUAAUACAACUAGCUCAACCAGUUUGUAUUCCAGCAAAUGAAUGUAGUUCCGAUUUAAGUUUUCAAAACAUUAGUUGGAAUUCAAUACAUUCACUGACGAUUACACAAAAUUAUAAAAAUUCAUUAAUUCAAGAUAAUAAUUCAUUGAUAAAAAUUCUUGAAUUUGGACAUCCGAAUGAACAACAACAAAUUAUCCGACUAAAAUUAAUUAACUUAGGUCCUACCAAAUCAACUGGACUUCAGAUUUUAACACGUUUAUCUAAUUGGUAUCUUAUAGAUGAUGAAAACUUCACUUACACCAAUGGUAUCCAAGGUAAAAUCAUUCAAAUAAAUAUUAAAAAGUUAUCCAGAAAUGAAACCAAUUCAGUGAAUCUUAUCAAUUCAACAGAUAAAAAGAUAUGGACAAUUAAUAUUGAUGAGAAUGGCUUAUUAGCACUAAUUUCAUUAUCCCCAUAUUUAUGGAUUUAUCCAAAUGAAAUUAUACAAAUAGAUGUACAUGUGUUUAUUCAAGGUCUGUUGUCAGUGACAACUCUUUCAACAGGUCAAGCAUUAAACAAUAAUAAUACGAUGUCAUUUAGUGAUUCAAAUGUGAAUUUUAUAUAUCCGCCAAAAUUUGAAAUUCAAGUGACAUCUGAAACAAACGAUAAACGAAAAGAAAACAAUUUAAUAAGUAUACCCUGUAGAAUUGUUUAUAAACCAAAAGUGAAUAUUUUUGCUGGCAUACAACCAUCAACUAUAAUCGAUGAUAGAUUGGAGCCUUAUACAACUAAACAAAACACAAUUUCACGUAAACUAUUUUCAUAUGAUAUUGGGCCACGAAUUGAACAUACAUUCCUUAUCGAAAAUCAAGGAUGGAUAACUAUGACUAAUCUAAGCCUAAUCUUACAGUUACCAUAUGAGACAACUGACGGUCAUAGAUUACUAUAUUUAACUGAUCAAAUUCGUGAGGCGUCAUACACAAAUCAAACAACUCUAUUGAAAAAUAUUUUACCAACUGUAAUCAGUUCUGAUGGAAGACAAUUCGGUGCCUGUGAAUUGCCAAAAGAAUUCAUCAACCCACUAGAACUUACAUUGAUGGAUUUCAAAUUUAUCGAUGGAACAACACGAAAAUCUGCAUAUAAUUCACUUGUUAGAAAUACAAAGCGCAACAAACGAAAUAUUAAACAGUCACAUAAAUCGUCAUUGUCUUAUUCGCAAAAUAUGCAAAAUUCCGAUACAAAUUUAACAUCGGAUUUAUAUCAAAAUAUCAUACAACAAACUAAUAAAAAUAGAAUCAUAUUAAAUUGUCCAUAUUUAAGCCAUUUAACAAACACAUCAAAAAGUAUUCAAUCUAUGGAAAAUGAUUAUUUGAUUAAAUGUAUCAAUGUUCAAUGCAAAAUAAAUCAUUUCAAACAUGGUGAUACAGUAAGAUUAAAAUGGACUGGUUGGUUAUGGGCUGAAACAUUUUUCCAGUUGCAAAAAUCUGAUAUACAAUUUAUCAGUAGACUAAACAUUGAUAAUUGGGGUGAUCUACCUAUGGUUAUUAAAGCUUACCAUGAUAUUCAAGAAAAUCUUUCACGCAAUCAAAGUCAUACACUGAAAACUAGUGUCAAAUUUAUUGAUAUUAAAUAUCCACUUGACAAUUACUUUGAACUUAAACAAUCAAUCAUUUUUCAUGGUGUUCAGUUGAAAGUAACGCGCAAAGUACCAUUAUGGCCAGUUAUAACUGGUAUAGUUGUUGGUCUAUGGAUUUUGAUCAUUUUAUGUGCAUUAUUAUACUGUUGUGGAUUUUUCACUAGACGACGGAAAUAUUCUACAAUGACAGUAAAGAAAAUGUCUUUUUCACAUAUAAAUAAUAAUUUUAAUGAAGAAAAUCAUCAUGACAAUGAUAUUGACAAGUUUUCUGAAUGGAAUUCUUUGCCAGAUCCAUUGAUUAAAAGUGGAAAUAGUCAUCGUAAUCCAUUGGAAAUUUCUAAUUCAAAAUUUCCAAUGUUAAUCAAAAAUAAUCAGUUUAAAUAUGAUGAUAACAACGAGAAAGUCAGUCAGUCAAAUUCGAAUGAUAACUUAUUUUCAGAAGAACAUGUUAACAAGGAUAAUGUACAGGCUUAUGAUAAUGAAUGUCAACAUGCUCUAGUUAAAACAUUGACAAAACCUAAUGAGAACGAUGACUGUUUCAACUUAUUAUUAUUAAAACAACCUAAAACAAUAUCACCAGAAAAAUAUGAAUCACAAAAGUUAGAAGUUAUUGAAGAAGACAAGGAAUCAUCUAGAUCAUCAAUUUCUUAAACCAAUGGCAUUUAAUUUUGAACGUGUGUGAAUUUUCUCGAAAAGUCAUGAAUAACAAACAAUUGGUCUUCAAAAUUCGAUAAUGACGUUGUUUUUUUUGAUUUUUAAAAGAGAUAAUUCUGAACAUCAGUAUUUUAUGGCAUAAGUUUCACACAAAUUCAUAUCUAUUUCUGUUCCUUUCAUCACUUUGAUGUUUACACAUAUGAAGCACUAUUCAAACUUCAAUGUGUAAUAAAACUGUUUUAAAAUUUGAGUUUUUUGUUUACUAUUUCAGUUAACUAAUCCCAUAUUGAUAAUGAAUAGACAAAUUACCAUCUUAUGGUUAUAACUUUAUGGAAUAUUAGAUAUGAUGAUAUAUCUAUAAGAAAUUUUCGAUAGAAUAUUAUCUUUUUGUUUGAAUAUCUAUUUUUAAUAAAAAAAAAGCUGUCAUAAAUCUCUUUCAAUACAUUUAAUGGGAAUAAAAU